AUGGGCGCCCUGCUCCGCCGCCUGCUGCUCGCGGCGCUCCUGCAGCUGGCCCGCGCCCAGGCGCCCGGCCCCCAGCCUGACGCCGCCGCCGGCCUCCAGAAGAAAGUGGUGUCAUGGAUAGAUGUGUAUGCGCGCGCCACCUGCCAGCCACGGGAGGUGGUUGUGCCCCUAACUCUGGAGCUCAUGGGCACCGUGGCCAAACAACUGGUACCCAGCUGUGUGACUGUGCAGCGCUGUGGCGGCUGCUGCCCUGACGAUGGCCUGGAAUGCGUGCCCACCGGGCAGCACCAAGUCCGAAUGCAGAUCCUCAUGGUCCGGUACCCGAGCAGCCAGCUGGGGGAAAUGUCCCUGGAAGAGCACAGCCAGUGUGAAUGCAGACCAAAAAAAAGAGAGGGUGCUGUGAAGCCAGACAGGGCUGAUACUCCCCACCACCAUCCCCAGCCCCGCUCUGUUCCGGGCUGGGACCCUGCCCCCGGAGCACACUCCCAAGCUGACAUCACCCAUCCCACUCCAGCCCCAGGCCCCUCUGCCCACGCUGUACCCAGCACCGCCAGCGCCCUGACCCCAGGACCUGCCGCUGCCGCUGCCGACGCCGCAGCUUCUUCCGUUGCCAAGGGCGGGGCUUAG
Molecule: messenger RNA, 627 nt
Organism: Pipistrellus nathusii (Nathusius's pipistrelle)
Lineage: Eukaryota; Metazoa; Chordata; Mammalia; Chiroptera; Vespertilionidae
Source: the annotation of a GenBank genome assembly